AUGGCUGAGCUGCCCAAGGAACGGAUCACAGCCACUCGUCCAUUCACGGUAACGGGGGUUGAUUAUUGGGGCCCAAUCCUGCUGAAGCAUCCGCAUCGGCGAGCCUCCCCAACAAAGGCAUUUGUUGCAGUCUUUGUCUGCUUUUGCACUAAAGCUGUACAUAUCGAACUGGUGUUUGACUUGACAACAGCAAAGUUCAUUCAGGCCUUGCGACGAUUCGUAUCUCGCCGAGGCCCACCUUCCGACAUCUUCUCUGAUAAUGGCCGAAACUUUCUCGGAGCCAAGAAUGAACUAAAGCGACUUAUUCGCCAGCCAGAUUAUUCGCGCAAUGUUGACCAGGAAUGCUCAGUCUGCAACAUCAGAUGGCACUUUAAUCCGCCUAGAGCCUCCCAUUUUGGUGGACUAUGGGAAUCUGCCAUUCAUUCUGCUCAGAAACAUUUCAUCCGCAUUGUCCGAGACCGACCACUUUUUUACGACGACAUGCAGACUCUUUUAUGUCAAAUAGAAGGUUGCCUCAACUCUCGUCCUCUGGUUCCCCUGAGCGACGAUCCAACGGAUUAUGAGCCAUUAACACCCGGGCAUUUUCUUGUCGGCUCUGCAUUAAAAGCUGUUCCGGAUGACGAGCUCAGUGAGAUUCCGUUCAACUGCUUAAAAAAUUGGCAACAAAUCCAAAAACUGCUUCAGGAUCUCUGGCGGAGGUGGCAUCUAGAAUACAUAAAUACGUUACAACCAAGAAGCAAAUGGGUGCACUCACCUGUUUCCAUCAAGGAAAACCAGCUCGUCCUGUUGAAGGAAGAUAACACUCCACCGAUGCGUUGGCCGACGGCAAGAAUAAUCCAGACCCAUCCUGGCAGCGACGGAGUAAUCAGAGUGGUCACUCUGAGGACAGCGAAAGGAUCCUGUACGCGACCGGUGUCUAAAAUCUGCCUGCUGCCGAUUGCACCAUCGUUGGAGGAAUCAAUUACACCAUCCAGCGCUGAGCAAUCAACACCAGACGAGAUUCGUGCUUGA
Uranotaenia lowii is the source of this 1011-nucleotide messenger RNA. RefSeq lists its product as uncharacterized. Gene Ontology annotation, molecular function: nucleic acid binding. Bases 1 to 1011 code for a protein of 336 amino acids. NCBI's taxonomy places the organism in Eukaryota, Metazoa, Arthropoda, Insecta, Diptera, Culicidae. Gene Ontology annotation, biological process: DNA integration. The transcript has a single exon. The record is from RefSeq and is a predicted model, not a curated record.